Messenger RNA from Melanaphis sacchari, 1071 nucleotides. RefSeq lists its product as uncharacterized. The transcript has 3 exons. The record is from RefSeq and is a predicted model, not a curated record. Bases 151 to 468 code for a protein of 105 amino acids. NCBI's taxonomy places the organism in Eukaryota, Metazoa, Arthropoda, Insecta, Hemiptera, Aphididae.
AUUUGAAUUUAGGUGUAAUUGAAGAGGACAUUAUUAUUAUUUUAGUUGUAAUUAUGCCUGCAUUUAGAAAUACUGAAGAUUCUUAUGCUAUGGAUAUUGGUUUAGUUGGAAUAAGUGACGGUGUAAUACAUUCAAACCUAAGUGUGUCUGAUGUGGUCUGAUGGACCAAGAAAUGAAGAGGGAAGCUAUCUUGUGCUUAAGCUCUCCGGUUAUUAUGUUUAUCCAGAAAAUAUAAAAAAAAUAAAAAUGUCAAUUGCAGUCCAAGUCUUCAGUCAGCGUGUUGGAGCAAUCACGAAAAGAAUUGCCAUAAUGACUAACUUCACUAGAUACAAAGGCAUUGACUCUAGGGCAGAGGAUACUUGUCAAUAUUAUCAACAAUAUAUUAACAACCUUUUUGACAGUGCUAAUGGAAAUUUCAUUAAACCUAGUCCAGGUAAAGAGAAGAGCUGUGUAGUGAGGUUAUAUUAAACUCGUUUCAUUGAAAUUUUUGAAUAAACUUGCUCGAAGUUCUAAGUAGCAUGAAGUAUGAAACAACAAAACGAUUCCAUUAGUUUCAAACUGGAUCAUAACUAUCUAAGGAAUGCAGUUAAUUUGUAAGCGAUUAUUGUAAAACUUUUAGUUUAAUAAGAAGCCAUGGAAUAAGGAAUAUUAACUCAACCUCUGUAAAGCUCUCGUCAUUAAUAAUUUUACAUCUAGUAGUCAUUACAUUAGUACAAACUGUGAAGAUGAUGACUGUGAUCAAUAGAGUUUUGGAUAAUUUAAAAGAAUUUUUAUUUAAUGAAAUAACAUUUGAACUUAUUGUUAAAGAAUCUAAUAAUAAUGAUUAAUGACCAACUACAAACUACUUUAGUGUCAAUGUCUCCCAAUAAUGAUAAUAUUAUAACCUUAGGCAGUAGAGCCUAUGUCAGUGAGUGGAUUAUUAAGAAGGUCAAGCAAUUAACUAAAAAUUGUUCUACCUGUAUUUCAAAACUGUGUUACAUAUCCUUUGAAUGAACAUUUUUUAAUUGUAGAAAGCCAAUAUUCUCAGUGUAACUUUUUUUACCUGGAUAAAGAAAUAAUUUAUGUAUAAGU